This is a messenger RNA of Drosophila subpulchrella, 1039 nucleotides long. RefSeq lists its product as uncharacterized. Bases 74 to 1012 code for a protein of 312 amino acids. The transcript is spliced from 2 exons. Lineage: Eukaryota; Metazoa; Arthropoda; Insecta; Diptera; Drosophilidae. The record is from RefSeq and is a predicted model, not a curated record.
AGCCACACUAGGCUAAACACAUUUUUGUUUUGGCUAACAAUUUUCCUAUUUUCUUAAACUUUAUAACUUAAAUAUGAGUUUGGCCAACAUAAAACAGAAAGAAGCCAAGGGCAAGAAGAAAAUGCUACCCAAGUUGCGCACUAUUCUGGCCAACCCGUAUAAACAGCACAGCCCUGUUUUGUCGGAUGAGGAAGUUCAACAGUUUUGUCAGAUCUUUCAAAAGGCCAGAGAAAAAAGCGCGGGAGAAACAAAAUCGUUUGCUUCUCGAUUUGGUAUUAAUCUUGGCCUGGCAAGCUCCCUGCGUGCCAUAAACUCCCAGCGUUUUUCCUGCUUGCUAGUUUCUUUGAGCCUGCGACCAGCCCAUCUGAUCCGUUUAAUAGCCACCAGUGCAUCCGUCAAGGUUUCCACGGCGCCCAUCUAUGCACAACCCAAACUGGAGGAGCUUACUCAGGAAAUCUUUGGGGUAAAGGCAGUUUGCUUGGCCUUACCUUUGGAUUUAGGUGCUAUAAGUACGGAGCUGGAGCAGUGGGUUGCUGCCCGACAGAGGAAAGCGCCACCUGCCAAAAAGAUUAUACCUAAAAUCCACAAGAAACUUAAGAACGUGCCAAUAUAUACCCAACCAACCGAAGAUACAAAGGAGAAACCUCUUCCAAAAGUGGAAAAAAAGGAUUGGGAUGAUGAUUUCAUAUCCUUCUCUGCGGAAAAACCCUCUAUAAGGCUGGACCGCGAGGAUGUCCAGGUGGAGACCCAAAAACUGGGCAAUGCGCUCAGCAAUUUGGCCAUGAAAGGCAAAAGUAAAAAGGUGGAAGUGAAAAAAGAGAAAUCCCCACUUCUGGAACCCAUGGAAGUGGAGCAAAUUGUUGAUGCAGCGGAGCCCGAUGAAGAUGACUUUCUGCCCAAAGAUCUGCAGACCUAUCGACCUCUUACUGUCCACCAAGUUCGUCCUAAUCCCGACAAAAAACCCAAAAAGAAGCGAAACAAAAAGUCGAAUCAGGCAAACAGCAAAUCCUAAUAAUAGUUGGCAACGCGACCGCAUCAG